AUGGAGGAGAAUCAAUAUCCUUGGCUGCCACUCGUUCGCGCGCGUUUCUCUCCGCUUACUCUGGUGGGGAUAGACCGGCGGUCCCAUCUUCAGAUCCUGGACUCGGAGUACGAAGCCAUGCGGCAAGCACUGCUUGAGGCGUCUCGCAUGCGCAAUCAGAGCGCCGGCCCUUGCCGCCUGCCUCCCGAGCUUCUCACGCAGAUCUUUGCGGAAGCGCAGUCUGGAUGGGAGCCGAGGCGAAAGACAUUUGAGACGGGUUCAGGAGAUGACGAAUACGAGGUCUUUUACUCGGGGUGGAUGGUGAUCCCUCACGUGUGUAGCCUUUGGAGACAAGUCGCCUUGAACGAUCCUAUGCUCUGGUCAAGACCAGAGUAUGAUGUACUCGACAUUCAUCCCGGCUAUGUCCCAAUCAUCGUUUCUCGAUGCCGCGGAAAUCCGAUGCGACUCUUUCUCAAUCCAGAAGUUGCCGAGAUCGACGAGGAUGCCGUCAAAGACGACGCCAGCUAUCUCGCGUGGACUUCUUCCUGUGUUUUGUCACAAGCUUGUGACCUGACCGUGGCCGGGGCGCAGGAUGUGGUAGAAGAAGUCAUCGGCAACCUACCUGAGACGAUGCCUCACUUACGCCAGCUCUACGUUGAGAUAUCUGGACCUCGCGAACCUAAUCCGGUCCUACCGCAACGAGCCUGGGGACUCGCUGGCGUCACAAAGCUCGAACUAGGAAACUGCAGUCUGCCUUGGGACGCGCCCAUCUAUUCGUCCAGCAUGACAAGCCUCACUCUAUUCAGUUAUUCAGAAGGUCCCCGCCAUUCGUAUAAAGACACUCAGCUUCUACUUUCUCGUUUACCCGCCUUAAAGGAGCUCAACUUCGACAACAUCGUGCCGUCGCAUGACCCGGGCGAUGAUUAUGGGUCUACCAUCAUGCUCCCUCCUUUGUUGCGCGAGCUGAGCAUCGAUGUCACACUCCCCGAUCUCCUCGUUGACGGGCUUGACUUCAUGGCCGGUCUUCGCACAUCUUCGCCCUGCUCGUUCUACUUCACGAUAGUUGAAAAUCGUGAUUUGUUCGCGGACGAUUCUCCUAUAUCGUUGGACGGGGUUUUACGUCAACUAGGCUUCUCUGAAAUCCCUCAUGCCACCGCUCAAAAACUCGUAUUUAAUCCCGAAAGCAUAGAAGUCACAUGCCUAAACCCACCAUCGCUCGGUCAUGCUAUCACAAAGUCACUAUGUAUAACUCGACGAUUUGGUGUCAGUCUCACCGCCCGUCCACAUAUCUGGUACCAGCUCAUCAAAGUCCUUGAUCGCACAAACAUGCGCGACGUGAAAGAGCUUACCUUCUCUCGGAACGUGAUAGACACACUCGCGUCGGGUGAUAUGUGGAAGCGGUUACUUCUCGCCGUCAAUGUGGACCGCAUAGACGUUGCGGUAGGACCAAGUCCGGCCGGCUCCGUGGACUUGGGUAUACUCUGUGGUUCUCUCUGCUAUGCCUAUUCUUCCCCGUCUGCGACAUCCUCGCCGUCUCGAUAUCCCUUCCCGCGCCUCAUGUUGUUGGCCCUGCAUGUGCCGAAGGACCAUCUCAACGACGCAUUCCAUUGGGCCAAUGCGCUCAUAGAUCUUGUGAACACGAGAGCCGCAUUGGGCGUGCCGUUGGACGAGAUUGUCAUCACCUCUGACAGCUCGUGGGAGUCUACGGAAUGGGACAGGUUGGGCACAGUGAUCAAACUUGUUAUUCCGAAGUAG
Peniophora sp. CBMAI 1063 is the source of this 1734-nucleotide messenger RNA. The record is from the annotation of a GenBank genome assembly. Lineage: Eukaryota; Fungi; Basidiomycota; Agaricomycetes; Russulales; Peniophoraceae.